AUGGCCGAGAUACAUCGAGAGGGAAAAGAAAAGAUGGCUGAAGCCGUCGUCCCUGCUACGGGAGCAGUGGGAAGGGAAAACAAGCCGCAGAACCAGGAGGAAAAGCCUGGCUUUGCCCAACUGUUUAUCAAGCUCGCGGUGCUGUACAUGAGUUUCAUGUUCUUCUCGAAGCAGUUUCAGACGCACCAGAUUAAGGAGGCGGUGGCGAUCAUGAAGGAGAGCGAGCAGGACGAGGUCUCGCAGGUCCUCAAGCCGCUGCCCAAGGGGGAGGAGAGCGACGUAAACUGGAUGAAGGAAGCGAUGGGUCUCCAGAGCAGCAGGAUCCCGCAGUUCCCCGAGUACGACGCUCGCGGGAGGCAGCUAUCGGUCCAUCGGUGCACCUUUAACAGGGGGCAAAAAGUCGAUUUACAUGUGUAUAUGUCCGGUUCGGAAGACGAGGCGAGCGUGUGGGAGACACAGGGGGAGGAAGCGGGGGAGCGGGGGGCGGGACCGGAAGGGGAGGAGGGGACAGCAAACAGCUUACCCGCCAGGUUGUUGUGGCACGAGAGCAACCUGGUUUUUGCGGGAGAGGCCGGCGACAUGACUAGGAGCACCACUCUGAAGCUGGACCUGCCUCCGAUGCUCUUGAACAACGGCUCCGCAUGGGCGCACGUUUUCUUGACCAAGAAAGGACACUCCCCGAACCCUAACGACCCCGACUACAAGGACUCGGGAGUCUCCCACCAGACCGCCCAGCUCAACAGGUACCUCCCCAAGCCCAAGAACAAAGACGGGCACUACCUCGUCGACUCAAAGAAGUCUGCCGCCGACGCCGCGGUGGAGAAGGAGAGGAAGGAGUUGGACGAGAAGGAGGCGGCGGUGGCCUUAGCGGGGGCGGACAGAGAGAUGAUCAACUACUGGAAGCCUACGCUGACGUUGGGGCAGCUGGACUUCACGGCGAUAUUUCAGCGCAACCACAUCCCGUCUUCCUUCGCGGGGCACAUCACCUUCCAGUCAUCUACGGGCAACUACCACCCGGUGCUCUACGUGAACGAGUUCUGGCUGCAGCAGAAGCACCUAUUGGCCCUCAACUCGACGGUGGAGUCGGUAGACCUGGAGCUCAGCAUCUCUCCCAUCAGCCUCUGGAAGUUUCAGACAAUGUCGCAGCUGGAGAGCCAGUGGGCGGCUCAGGCCAAGAUCGGCAUGGCGGGGGACGGCGAACAAGAUACCUUCAGGGAGCUGCUGGCGGAGACCAACCCAAUCGUGCUGGUGAUCACCAUGAUCGUCUCGCUCCUGCACUCGGUGUUCAACUUCUUGGCGUUCAAGAACGACAUCUCCUUCUGGAAGGACAAGAAGAGAUCGUUGGAAGGCAUUUCCGUGCGGGGUAUGCUAGUCAACCUGUUCUUCCAGGCGGUGAUCUUCCUCUCCCUGGCGGACAACGACACGACUUACAUGAUUCUCGUCACCAACGCGAUAGGGUUGGCCAUCGAGGUUUGGAAGGUGGGUAGGUUUAUGGUCGGGCGGCUGGACUGGGGUGGCGAGGACGGACAGCCUCGCCGAUGGGUCCCAAGGAUGAUGUUCCAGGCUAAGGAGAGCUACCGCAAGAGCAAGACGAAGGAGUUCGACGACGUCGCGACGGCGCACCUGCUGUACCUGGUGGGCCCGCUCAUGGUCGGCUACGCCGCUUACUCGCUGCUGAACCAGCAGCACCGGGGGUGGUACAGCUGGGUGCUCAACUCUCUCGUCGGCUUCGUGUACAUGUUCGGGUUCGUCAUGAUGACGCCCCAGCUCUUCAUCAACUACAAGCUGAAGAGCGUGGCGCACAUGCCCUGGAGGGUGAUGUCGUACAAGUUCAUCAACACGUUCAUCGACGACCUGUUCGCCUUCAUCGUGCCCAUGCCCAUCAUGCACCGCCUGGCGUGCUUCCGGGACGACAUCAUCUUCUUCAUCUUCCUCUACCAGCGGCACCUCUACCCCGUGGACAAGGCGCGCCGAAACGAGUACGGUCAGUCGGCCAAGAUGUCGGCCGACGCGGAAAAGAUCCGCGAAGCGCAAGUAGCCCCCGAGCCGGGGGGGGUCAGAGUACCAACGCGGUGGAAAAGGGACAAGGCGAGUUUGUCGUCGCUCCCUUCUGGGGGUUUUUUUUAG
Molecule: messenger RNA, 2127 nt
Organism: Ectocarpus siliculosus
Lineage: Eukaryota; Phaeophyceae; Ectocarpales; Ectocarpaceae
Source: the annotation of a GenBank genome assembly